CGUCUGUCUCCUCUCACAUCUGUAAUUUUACCCUCUCAACUGAAUGUGAAAGAUACUAGGUAAAAAUGACUGACAGUGUUACUUAUUCCGUAUUAGCAUUUUCUACUGCACCCCAAGUCCAGAAUGACUGCAGACCACAGCAAACAGCUUCUUCCAGAUCCUCUCUCUCUCACUAUGUGGCGGUAGCUUUGGGGCUUCUGAGUGCCAUUCUAGUGAGUCUGCUGCUCUUCCAGGGGAUUCUGUGCCAGGGUUCCAAAUUCUCCACCUGUGCCAGCUGCCCUAGCUGCCCAGAUCGCUGGGUGAGGUAUGGUGACCACUGUUACUACUUCUCCGUGGAGAAGAGGGACUGGAAUUCUAGUCUGGAAUUCUGCUUAGCCAAAGAUGCACGUCUCCUUAUGCUCACAGACAACCAGCAGCAAAUGUUCCAGCUCCCAAAUUUCCUCACUCAGGACUUUUACUGGAUUGGUCUGAGAAAUAAUUCUGGCUGGAGAUGGGAAGAUGGAUCAGCCCUAAACACCUCAAGAAUUCUUUUAAACAGCUUAGUACAGAAGUGUGGGACCAUCAGCAAAGAGUAUCUCCAAGCCUCUAGCUGUGAAGUUCCUUUACCGUGGAUCUGUCAGAAGGUCAGGCUGUGAUGACUGGUCAGGCUGUCAUAUGACUCCCUACAAAGAGGGAGCUGGCCCCUGGGUGUCAGGCUACCCAUGACUCAUGGCUUGUGCAAGCUACCCGACUACGAUGCGCGUUAGAUGUAAGACGAGUGCAGUCGCCCUGGGUUGAUGGUAUAUUGCUGGGCUCUCUUUGAGAGUAUUUAGAUAUUAUCUUAACAGUUCGCAGACUGGAUGUAGGCAAAUUUGUGAAACAGAGAAGGUUUGUUUUUAGUAUUUCUCACUCUAGUGACUACCCCUGCCUCCUGCGUCCUCAUCAUCUCUGCCAAAAAUGUACUUUUUUCCUGUUAUUUUCUGAGCUGACGAAAUCUGUGCAGACAUGUACCAACGCCAGUGUACUAGAGGGUUUUUAUGCGUGCUAGUGGGUGGACAUGCUACUUCACCCUGAUAGUAUAUUUUGAUUCAAAUAGUGGUCCUUUGCAGAUAAAGCUGUGUUCUGAAGAAUAAUGCCGGAUGGUGAGAAAACAGGUUGUGGAAAGUAGAUGAGAGUAAAGUGGUGCUUUGAUUCUCAGCGCUUCACACUUACACAAUUGCCUUGACUCUCAGAAAAAUUUAAUUUUUCUCUGAGAGUGCGUAGGCGGGGUUGAAUAAACCAACCCGUGACUACCUUUUCCAUGUGAUGAACGUGAUUUGCAUUUUAAUUUCACAACAGUGGUCAAUCUGGUAAGGCAUUUUUAUAGAGAAAAAUUAACGGAGGCAGCUUAUGUGAUUGAUCCCCAAAUUAUCUUAGGCACGCAUGCCUCAAAAAUGAGAAAACCGUUAUUGUUUCUCUUUAGUAGGGUUUGGACACAGAUAAGGAGGGAAGGCGUUGUUUAAAGGUACAGGAGGGAGUGACGAAGGAGACCGUAAUUCUGCUCUGUCGAUGACACUGGGUUGCGAUGUUGACUUGUCUUUCUCUUUUGUAGUAUUUUUAGGACGUGGACUGUGUCUUAGCCACCCUUGUAUUCCAAACACCUAACAUAGUGCUUGCAUCAGUGAAUAUUAAAUACAUGAAAGGAUAAAUAAAAAAACCAUUUAAAAAUU
This is a messenger RNA of Camelus dromedarius (Arabian camel), 1688 nucleotides long. It is a transcript of the gene KLRG1, whose product is annotated as killer cell lectin like receptor G1. Lineage: Eukaryota; Metazoa; Chordata; Mammalia; Artiodactyla; Camelidae. The record is from RefSeq and is a predicted model, not a curated record. Bases 66 to 635 code for a protein of 189 amino acids. The transcript has 5 exons.